AUGGUCACUCUCAGGCUCCAAAAGCGUCUUGCAGCAAGUGUUCUCAAAUGUGGAAAAAGACGUGUAUGGAUGGAUCCAAACGAAAUUCAAGAAAUUUCCUUACUCACCCUUAAAGGAGAUGAAUAUUUUUUUCAAAUUUUAAAAUUCCAAUUUGAAAAUAUUUGAAAAAGAAAGUAUAAUUUAAUUUAUCAAUAAUAAAAAUUUCCUUAAAUUUAAUAUUAUUUUUUGCAUGCAUUUUGAAUUUUUUCACACGUACAUGAUUUUCAAUGUGUACGAGCCUAUCCAAAAUGCAUUAAAUAGAUAAUAUAAGCAGAUAUCUCAUUAUAGCAAUUAUUGGCUAUAGAAAUUUCCCAUAGAUGGCGCUGUUUGCCCUUGAUUUACCCACUGGGGAAAUUUUUUGGUUCGACCAGUCCCAUAUGGUUUGGUCAAACCAAAAAAUUUUUUUCAUGGGCAAAUCAAGGGUAAACAGCGCCAUCUAUGGGAAAUUUCUAUAUAUAAAAAAUAUUUUUUUUAUAGAAACAAUUGAUAUUAAAAAUUUUUUUGCUCACUCUCUUAAAGGAAGGGCUAGCCAACUCUAGACAAAACAUUCGCAAACUCGUAAAGGAUGGCUUCAUCGUAAAGACUCCUCAAGCAAUUCACUCACGAGUCAGGGCUAAUCUCUUUAAAGAAAGUGUUAAAAAGGGCAGACAUACCGGUCUUGGUAAAAGAAAAGGUACCGCAGAGGCCAGAAUGCCAGAAAAGAUCAUGUGGAUGAGGAGACAAAGAGUUUUAAGAAGACUUUUGAGGAAAUACAGAGCCAGCACAAAGAUUGAUAAGACUUUAUACCACGACUUCUAUGUUGGAGCUAAAGGAAACAUGUACAAGAACAAGAGAGUUCUUAUGGAUUCCAUCUUCAAAGCUAAAGCUAAUGCCAUAAGAGAAAAGAAUUUGAAAGAGCAACAGGAAGCUCGUAGACAAAAGAGAACAAAGGCUUAA
Messenger RNA from Blepharisma stoltei, 975 nucleotides. The record is from the annotation of a GenBank genome assembly. NCBI's taxonomy places the organism in Eukaryota, Ciliophora, Heterotrichea, Heterotrichida, Blepharismidae.